Bursaphelenchus okinawaensis is the source of this 1801-nucleotide messenger RNA. The record is from the annotation of a GenBank genome assembly. NCBI's taxonomy places the organism in Eukaryota, Metazoa, Nematoda, Chromadorea, Rhabditida, Aphelenchoididae.
AUGGACGAUUUUGAAGUGGCUAGGGUAAGUUUUGGAAAUUUUUUGGCAAAAAUCGGGAUUUUUGGAGGUUUUUAUAUAUUUGUUAUAGGCUUAAAAAUUGUUUUUCUGGGGCAAAACAGUCGUAUGUUGUUAUGUUACGGUUGGACAUGUGAUUUAAAAUAGUUUUUUAAACGUUUUGUAUGUUUUAGAGUUUGUUUUAGAGGCAAUCGGCUGGUUUACAAGCUUAAAGUUAAGCCUAGUCCUAGCUAGGGGUUAAAACUUAAAAAAUUUUUAAAAAUCUUGAAGCAUUUUAGAAAGUAGAUGAAACAGACAUCAAAUCACUGGUUUUGACAAACCUAAAACGUCAUAUGUUGCUACAUCCAUACAUCUUGGUUAAGCAUCUGGUCGCCUUUACCUACAAGCCAUUACUACUGCAUAAUAACUCGGAACUCUACUUUUUCAACACUAAUUUGACUGGUUAUUGUGAGUCGUUGGUUUUCUGGCCGUAUUUUACAAUGGUGCUUUUAAAAUUGAAGUUAUUGUUAUUUUGUUGCACGGUGCAAUAUAAUUUUUGGUCUGCACUGUGCAGAUUGUUGAACUGCCAUUUUUGAGUUUAAAAUUAAGAAAAAGGAAAAAUUAUAGCUUGUCUUUUUAAAAAUGACCUUUUUAUGUUUUUUCUGACACAAUUUUUAAUUUUUUAUUAACAGUUUGCUCGGUGCAAUAAAAUAUUUUGGUUUGCACCGUGCAGGUUUUUAAACUGUCAUUUUUAUAACUUUAAAGUUUGGAAGUUUCAAAAAACACCAUUAAUUUAUUCAACUGUUUGUUUUAAUAAUUUUUUUUCAAAAAAUUUUUCAAUCUCACAAUAUUUUUAAAAAAUUUUCGAAUUUAAUAUUCUGCACAGUGCAACCCAAAACAUUUUAUUGCACAGUGCAAGAAACUUAAAAACAACAUUUUCAGGUAAUUUUAAAGCCCUAAACUUAAUUUUAUUUUGUUUUUAGUACAAACCCUAUACUACAAUCAUGGUAAAGACAUCUACCUCACCGGGAUUGACACAAGUAUUGCCAUAAACACCAUUAGUAAUAUCACCUGGUCAUUUCUGCCAACUUACUUUGAUCUCAAUUAUAAUGGAUUCAAGGACGAGGAUGACAAGAGUUUGAGUGAGUAUGACAUGACGGAACAUCAGAGUAUUGUAAAACAUACUCGAGCUGCUUUCAAGCAGUGCACUUUCAAUGCUGUAUUGGCGGUUGUUCAGCGACCUUUUUAUGGUAAGUAGGGGGGGGUGGAGGAGAGUAGGUUUAUCAUAGGAUGGGGUAGGGUUGGGUAGAGUAAGGAAGGGUACGGUGGGGUAGAGUAGGAUAGGGUAAUGAAGGGUAGGGUAAAGCAGAGUUAAGGUAGAGCAUCAACUUAUAAAACGACUUCAUUUUCAGUUGUCCUAACCCGCCAGCUAGCCUUCUACAUGUUCAACAACGCUUCCCCUCCCUUUGUCAUCCCAAUGCUAAAAGACAUCGGUGACACCGAAGGUUUGCCAGGCCUUUUCUCCGGCGUAAUCCCAGCCAUAAUACACACAGUAUUUGCCACCUCAGCUUACUGGGCUUUGAGAUUCUUCUUCAGCCGCUUCAUUGUCCACACCCAAAGAGUUGCUAUCAAAAAGAACUCCAGUUACCUUCAUUCAUUAGUCAGUUUCGUCAAGGAGAACAUGAACAUGGGACUCUGGGCCAUCUGGUUCUAUACCGACUUGAAGUUUGAUGAUUUCGACAGAGAAGGGAAGCUACUGGCCUUGGGCGAUGUUCUGGAUUUGGCCGAGAUUGAUGGAAAACGAUAG